AUGAAGAAACCGAUGGCUGCACCCAAUCGACGGGUGCUAAUGUACUUUUACACUGCCGCUGCGGUGACUAUCACGAUUGGUGGCUCUCUUUAUGGAGCAGAAUUGAAGACGAAACAAGACAAACAAAAGACCGCCAAGAAAGAUCACGAAGCAACCUUUGACGAGAAAAUCCAGUCCCUCAAGAGUGCAAGAGAAAUUCUGGUAUCGAAGAAGCACAACGUCGAGAGACAACUACAAGAACUUGAGGAGAGGAUGGCGGAAAAGGCGCGGAAAGGAAUUUCUUCAGCCCCAAACGAAUCACAACAUGAGCGAUCAUCAAAAUGA
Talaromyces atroroseus is the source of this 324-nucleotide messenger RNA. RefSeq lists its product as hypothetical. The transcript has 2 exons. The record is from RefSeq and is a predicted model, not a curated record. Lineage: Eukaryota; Fungi; Ascomycota; Eurotiomycetes; Eurotiales; Trichocomaceae. The coding region runs from base 1 to 324 and encodes 107 amino acids.